AUGAAUUUUAGUACUAGUAAUAAUUAUCCUCCUCCUCCUGGUGGUGGUGGCGGCGGAGGAAUGGGUCCUCCUCCUGGUGGUGGUGGCGGUGGAAUGGGUCCUCCACCAGACUUUGGUUCGUCCAUGAUUACACCCCUCCAAAGGCAUGUAGCUUUGUAUGGAUACAGUAUUCUUUUUAUCUUUGGCUUUUUUGGUCAUGCUACAACUAUUACAAUAUUUCUUCGUCGAACUCUUCGUAGUGUUUCGACGAGUUGUCUAUUUGUAUGCAUGACUAUAUCCGAUAUAGUCUAUCUAAUAACGUGUUUCUACCAAUACAUUUUUCUUGGUCUUGGUGUUCCCACAACAAAUACCAGCUUGAUGAAUCUAUUAUGUCGUAUUUAUACAUAUAUUCAAUAUUUUUCAAUGUGUUGUACAGCUUGGUUAUUAUUAACAAUUACAAUUGAUCGAUGGCUUCGUAUUAGAUUUCCUUUUCGAGUUAAACAACUCUGUACAAGAAGAAGAGUACUUAUUGGUGCAUGUGUUAUCGUUAUUUGUUCUGCUUUACUCAAUUUUCAUUUAGCAUUUCCUUCAACAGGUGUUGUACCUGGUUCAACUGCGUGUGCCAUUGGUUCUUCAGCAAGUGCUACAUAUCAAUACUUUUACUCAAACAUUUGGCCUAUUCUAUUAACGAGUCUUCAAAUAAUCUUACCAACAAUAUUUCUUCUGGGAUUAAGUAUUAAUAUAUUUAUUAGACUUCGUCGUCAGCAACAACAGCAACAACGAUUAAAACAAGGUCGUCGUGCUUUUCUCGAUCGACAAAUGUUAAUAAUUAUGCUUACUAGUAUCUUUCUCUUUUUCAUUACACAAAUUCCAUUGAGUCUUUUCAAUAUUCUUAUGAUUUAUGUUCUUCGACCAAGACUUUCAGUACAACAACAACUUGAAUUUAAUACUAUUUCUAUUUUCGUUGCAUCGAUCAAUUAUUCAGCUUCAUUCUAUAUUCAUUGUUUAUCAAGUCGACUCUUUCGAACAGAAUUUUUCAAUAUAAUACAUUUUAGACGAAAUCAACGUAUAGGUAUUAUAACACAAAUGUUGGGUUUAGAAGGAUCUCUAACACAAACACAAAUUCAAUUAUUUCAAUUACCACCAACAAAAUUCAUGAAAACAUAG
This is a messenger RNA of Adineta steineri, 1146 nucleotides long. The record is from the annotation of a GenBank genome assembly. NCBI's taxonomy places the organism in Eukaryota, Metazoa, Rotifera, Eurotatoria, Adinetida, Adinetidae.